AUGACAAUCCAAACCUCGAAUCUACCGAUAUCGGCUGUCAUAUCGGCAUUAUAUCCAUGUCAAACUAAUUCUGCUUUAAUGUCAUCUUACCCACACUACACAAAUAUAUUAAAACUUAAAGGUAUUCAGUGGCCAAUGACCUUCAAACAGAUUCCGAAUUUUGAAAAGCAGAAUAAUAUAUCCAUCAAUGUAUACAUUUUGAAAAAGGAGAAAAAGAACUAUACUACUCUCCAAACCUUCCUAACAAAAAACAAGAAGGAUAAACAUGUGAAUCUGCUUUUGUUACAAGAUAAAUAUAACGAGCAAGGUCCCAUUAGAUAUCAUUACGUUUGGAUAAAAAAUCUAUCUCGCCUCCUUUCCAAGCAGCUUAGCAAAGAUGGAACAAAAUAUUUCUGUGAUGGCUGCCUCCAUUACUUCCGAUCACAAGAAAAGUUAAAUAUUCAUAAGGCUUGCUGUAAAGGGCGAUUGGAUAUUAUCUGUGAUCGAUGUUUACAACCAUUUUCAUCAUCUACACAGCUAGAAGCUCACAUCAACGAUUGUGAAAGAAUAAAUGAAACAGCCAUUAAAAUGCCUGAAGAAAGCCAUAAAAUGUUAAAAUUUAAGAAUUUCAGGAAUAAACUAAAAGCCCCCUUCGCCGUAUACGCAGAUCUCGAAAGCGUUCUGGAACAUAGUGCGGAAAAGAGUACCUAUCAAAAACAUAUACCUGCUGCGAUUGGGUAUUACUUUAAAUGUUCCUAUGAUGAUUCUCUGUCAUUUUACAAAUCAUAUCGUGGAAAAGAUUGCAUGAAAUGGUUCGCAGAUGAAUUAAAUCAGCUUGCUGAGGAUGUUUCUACGGUGUUUAUGUGUCCAUUUGAUAUUAAUAUGACAUUUCAGCAAGAGAGUGAUUUUCAAGCAGCCACUCAUUGUCAUAUUUCCGAGCAGCGCUUCUCCCCCAGUGAUAAGAAAAUGCGAGAUCAUAAUCACCUGAUCCCAGAAAAUAAUUAUAGAUUUGCAGCUCAUGAAGGGUGUAACAUUAAUUACAAAGAUGCUCACACUAUCCCUGUGAUAUUUCAUAACCUCAGCGGAUAUGAUGCCCACUUCAUUGUUACUGAUAUUGCUACUCACAUCAAAGGUCCCGUAGAUCUUCUUCCUAUUACUAAGGAAAAAUAUAUAUCUUUCACUAAACACAUUAAUGAUGCUCGAAUUAAAUUUCGUUUCAUCGAUAGUUUUCGAUUUAUGGCGUCUUCUCUCGAUAAACUCUCUUCUUAUUUGACCGAAUAUCCUAAUCUCCGCUAUCAAUAUGCUUUCCUUCCCGAGGAGCAGUUCAUUCUUCUUACUGUGAAAGGUAUCAUGCCUUAUGAUUAUAUUGAUUCUUUUGAUCGGUUUAUUGAAACAUGUCUGCCGCCUAUCGAGUCUUUUUAUAAUAAACUUGAGGAUAAACCUUGUCCUCGUCGCCAUUAUCAUCGCGCCCUCCAAGUCUGGUCCUCAUUAUCUUGUUCUUCUCUCGGAGAUUACGUCGAUCUCUACAUGAAAACAGAUAUUCUUCUUCUUGCCGACGUUUUUGAACGGUUCCGCUCCAGUUGUCUCGAAAGAUAUAAUCUUGACCCCGCUCAUUACUUUACUCUACCUGGAUUCACGUGGGAUGCAAUGCUUAAGAAUACAAAACAGGAACUUGAAAUUUUAACUGAUCCAGAUAUGCAUUUGUUUGUGGAGCGUGGCAUUCGUGGUGGUUUGAGUCAAGUUUGCUCGAAACGUCGUGUUCAUGCUAAUAACAAGUACAUGGUAUCUUACGACCCAUCUACGCCCAACUCCUAUCUGAUGAAUUUCGAUAUCAAUAAUCAAUAUGGGUGGGCAAUGUCGCAAUAUCUUCCAUAUGGAUGUUUCGAGUGGUCUGAUACUAACAUCGACGUUCUUAGUAUUCCGGACGAUUCUUCUGAAGGGUGUAUUCUCGAGGUCGAUCUGGGGUACCCUCAACAUCUCCAUGAUCGUCAUAAAGACAUCCCAUUCUGUCCCCAAUCCUGGAACCCGAAAACUAUGAAACCUCCUAAAGCGAGAGCUGACCAAAUUAAUGGCUACCUUUCAUGA
Diabrotica virgifera virgifera (western corn rootworm) is the source of this 2064-nucleotide messenger RNA. RefSeq lists its product as uncharacterized. Lineage: Eukaryota; Metazoa; Arthropoda; Insecta; Coleoptera; Chrysomelidae. The record is from RefSeq and is a predicted model, not a curated record. Bases 1 to 2064 code for a protein of 687 amino acids. The transcript has a single exon.